UGUGACCCGGGAGUUGCUACAGACGCCUUUUAUGACUUCAUCUACCGGAAGUCGAAAGAGACCCGCCUCAUGAUGGUGAUGGGAAGCGCGUGCGGCGAGGUCACCAAAACUAUCGCGGAAAUUGUGCCUUAUUGGAAUCUGUUGCUGAUUUCGUAUGCAGCCACAUCUCCGGCACUUAGCGAGCGAGAAAAAUACCGGACCUUUUUCCGUCUGGCGCUCGGCGACUCGGCCCUCAAUCCUGCUCGGCGCAUGUUAAUCAAGCACUUCGGCUGGGACAAGGUCGCGGCCUUGCACGAGGACUUGGAGUCCAUGUCUCUGGCAUUCAAUGGAAUCAGCAAGGAUUUCUCAGCCCAUGGAAUCGUCAUCAAAUUUUCCACUUCCUUUAAAGAUCCGACCGUGGAACUACCAGGUCAACUGAAGGACAUUAAGGAUCUGGACGCCAGAAUCAUCAUGGUUGGCCUCACCGAGACCGCAGCGAGGCAAGUGUUCUGUGAGGCAUACACACAAGGCAUGUAUGGAUCCCGCUACGUGUGGAUCCUUGUCGGGGGUCACAAACGCCAGUGGUGGAACGAUGCGCGCCAGGAUGGGGUCCAAUGUUCUCAGAGCCAGCUAGCAGCUGCUGUAGAGGGGGCCUUCACUGUGGUGGAUUUUAAUGGUUUACCAGAGGGCAGCAAACUUGUGGGCAACUCGACGAGCAAAGACUUUCUAGAGGCUUAUUUCCGCGCCAACGGCAGUCAGCCGAUGAGCUCCUAUGCUACAUCCUCCUACGACACAGUCUGGACGAUUGCCAAUACAAUCAGGUCGGUCCUUAUUUGGGAAAAGAAUGGAACAGCCCCGCUGUUACAUCAACUGUGUUAUGAGGACAUGGUUGCGGUAAAUGAGAUGUUCAUCGACACAAUGGAAGACCUAGAGUUUCUAGGAGUGUCCGGUCCGGUCUCUUUCAAAGGCUCAGACAGAGAGGGUAUUGGCAUCGUGUACCAGAUACAAGGAGGCAACUUCAGCCAGGUGGCCCUCUACCAACCGUCCAGCACCAGCCUGGACUUCCAGUGCGACACCUGCAGCCAGGUGUUGUGGCAAGGAGGGAAAGUGCCCAGGGAUGAGCAGGUCAUUGUUCUACGACUGAAGACAGUCGAGAAAUACGUGUUCUACGUCAGCACCUGUCUGUGUAUCGGUGGGGUUAUCUUGGCGGCCAUCUUCUUGACCUAUAACCUGUAUCAUGGCCGACUGAAGUUCAUCAAACUGUCCAGCCCUAAGCUCAACAACGUGGCCGUGAUUGGUUGCAUGCUGGUCUACACAACAGUUGUCAUGAUGGGAUUGGAUGACGCCAUCCUCACUGAUGACGCGUUUCCUGUCGUGUGCUCGGGUCGAGCCUUUCUACUGGCCGCUGGCUUCUCCCUGGCAUUUGGCGCCAUGUUUGCCAAGACAUUCAGAGUUCAUCAAAUCUUUACACGCACCCACCACGGGCUUCUGAUCCAGGACACCCAGUUGCUGGUGAUCAUCGGGGUGCUCCUGGCCGUGGAUUCUGUCCUGGUCUCUGCCUGGGUCAUCGUGGAUCCCAUGGGUCGACAGGUCACCAAUAUCACCAGAGAGAAGUGGUUGGCUGCCUUUUAUGUCUACAAGGGCCGUGCUGCUGAUUUUCGGUGUCUACAUGGGCCCCCCCCUGGGAGACGAAGGCACGUGAAGAUCCCGGCACUAAACGACUCCCCGUUUUUCUUCUCUCCAGGGCUGAACGUGUACAACGUGGUCAUUAUGUCGGUCAGUGUGGUGGUCAUCUCCAACAUCUUGUCCAGCCAGCCAACCCUGGUCUACGCCAUGGAGGCAGCCUUCAUCCUGCUGUCCACUACAGUUACGCUCUGUUUGCUGUUUGUGCCCAAG
Molecule: messenger RNA, 1875 nt
Organism: Candidula unifasciata
Lineage: Eukaryota; Metazoa; Mollusca; Gastropoda; Stylommatophora; Geomitridae
Source: the annotation of a GenBank genome assembly